Knipowitschia caucasica is the source of this 783-nucleotide messenger RNA. The record is from the annotation of a GenBank genome assembly. Lineage: Eukaryota; Metazoa; Chordata; Actinopteri; Gobiiformes; Gobiidae.
AUGAAAAGCCCUUGGGUCACUCAGCGAGCAGGUCCAGCAACAUCUCUAAGGCCGGGAGCCCCACGUCCGUCAAUGCUCCGUGUAGUUUCUCCAGGACCUCAGUCUCUCCGUCCAGUCAAGACAUCUGCAGCGGGAAACCACCGUCCACAAAGUGCCCUUCGAUUUUCUAUGUCGCUGAACGAUGUUGGCCAACGAGUGGACAGCCUUUGUCGAGGUUUGAACUUCAUCGACCGAACCUGCUCCGAUGGCGAGCUGGAAGCCAAAACCCAGCAGCUCAAUGAACAAAAACCUUGCAACAGAAAAGCACCAGUUGAAACUUCCAACCAGUUGUUCUUGGUCCCGUCUCUUACUAACAAUUCCAAACAUAUCCAGGGUCUUCCUCCUAAUAACACUUUACCAGUCCCUCAAAAUCCACAGCCCAACCCUUCCCCGAGUUCCAAUUUCCUCAAACGAUUCCUUCCCUUUUCCCGAUCCUCCACUUCGACAAGUCUUCAGUGCUCCGAUCUGGGAAGCUACGCCUCGCAUCUGCACAUGGCCAAGUCGUCCAGCACGCUCAUGGGGGGCCGCGAACCCAGCCUGGUGCAGGGGGACGACGACGUGUUCGAGGAAGAGCAAACCGUUCCCAAACUCCAACUCCUGGAGGAUCGUCAGGAGAGGUCGGGAUUCCUCAACGCUCCUAUGUGCUACAUGGACGAAGACGCAGACUUGGACGGAUUCGCGACCCCGACGUCUGAGAAAGAGCCGAUGUCACCCUUCUCCAUGUCAGGGGACUGCUGCAGGUGA